This is a messenger RNA of Canariomyces notabilis, 1091 nucleotides long. Its product is annotated as GAF domain-like protein. The record is from RefSeq and is a predicted model, not a curated record. Gene Ontology annotation, cellular component: cytosol. Gene Ontology annotation, molecular function: L-methionine (R)-S-oxide reductase activity; protein binding. Lineage: Eukaryota; Fungi; Ascomycota; Sordariomycetes; Sordariales; Chaetomiaceae. The transcript is spliced from 6 exons. The coding region runs from base 231 to 809 and encodes 192 amino acids.
GAACCUGUUGGAUGUUAGUUGAGCGCCCCUAUAAACCCCGCCCACCUAGUGCUAUAGUGUGGUGAAUCUGGUGAUUGCGUGAAUGGCUAGGACCCACUGUAGCGCAGCAUUCUCUUAUUUCUCACAACCCUUUCUCUCACCUCACCAUCUGAUAAAUCCAUCAUCCUGGAAUUUACCUACUGUAUCCGAACUAACACAUAUAUUAAGGUCCUAGCGCCUUUGAAGCCAACAUGGUUCAUGCCGACGCGUCCAAUUUCGCCUCGGGCUUAACAAAAGAGGAGACUUACCAGCAGGUCCUGCUGCAGGCCGAGGGCUUGUUCUCUGAUCAGAGAAACUGGGUUUGCAACCUCGCCAACGCCGCCUCGCUGCUCUGGCACGCGUACAAAUCCCUCCCAUUCCCAAGCAACCAAGUUAACUGGGCUGGCUUCUACACCGUCGACCGCUCCGCCCCAGCCUCACGGCCGCAGUUGAUCCUGGGGCCCUUCCAAGGCAAAGUGGCCUGCCAGACCAUCGCCUUCAACCGCGGAGUCUGCGGCGCGGCAGCGACCCAGCUAAGGACGCAGCUCGUGCCCAACGUGGACGCUUUCCCCGGCCACAUAGCGUGCGACGGUGACACGCGGAGCGAGAUUGUCGUACCCAUCCUCGUCGACGGCGGGAGUGAUGAAGGGGCAGCGGGGGAGGAGAAAGAAAGGAAGCUCGUGGCAAUCAUCGACGUAGACUGUGCCGUGCAAAACGGCUUUGACGAGGUGGACAAGUUGUGGCUGGAGAAACUGGCCGACCUAAUUGGGAGCAGCUGUGAUUGGGACUAGUGGUUCAGGUUGUACCGUCUGUACCUACUUCACGAAGAUCCAUCCUAUACGGCUGCUUACCUGAACUAGAGGGUCGGAAGUACUGUGGCAACCUCGGCCUGUGUUGUCGCUGUUUUCUCGCCCCUCUCUAAGACUAAGCCUGCCGAAUACAUAGCUCUAAGGGGCCGUUAAGUAUAGCCGGCUAACGACCUUAGUCGCCGAUCGGCAACCGUCAUAUGCUUGGUCCCUGGGGUAUAAAACUUUUGGUACGAUUACCGAUACAUAAAACAGCGUAAUUCAAUA